AUGCUUGACAAAGCGAGGAGAAAACGAGCAGUAAAGGCAGCGAAGAAAUUAAGCCACCUUCGUGCGAAAAAGAAACUGAAGAGGCAUGUCAUUGAUGCUGUUAACGAGAUAAAGAGGAAGAAGAAUAUCAAAAAUCAGAAGAAGUUUACGAAAAUAAACCUCGAAUGGGAAAAACAGAGAAAUGAAGAAGAUCUAGAUGCUGAUUUAUUACCUACCGACAUGAUGGAUGAUGAUCUUGAUUGGGAGCAAAGUGCUUUUGCUACUGGAUUAAUGGAGAGUCACAGUGAUGGGGAGAAUGAUUUGGACAAAUAUGAACGCAAUGCAGUGACUCGGAUUUCAAAAAGAAGACGAGAAUUCCAUGAAUUGCUGCCAGUUAAAAUUAAAGGAAAAGUUGUUAAGAGACAAAUUAAAGAAGAAGAGGAUCUACCCGACGACGACGCUUUCGUAGUACCAUCAGGUAGCCUUGAGAUGGUGGAAGGUACUGAAGGUCUGAAUGCUGUAGAAUUGCUACAGAAGCGGAAGGAACUCCUCGAAAGUUUCAAGGAAGCGUUAAGUUUUCAUGCUUGUGCCAUAGUAGCUGGGCCGCAAGAAGAGUUCGGUAGGCUUAAGGAAUUACUAAACUUUUGUAAGGGUGGGGACGUACAUCCACUAAUACGUGAGACAGCUGAAAAACUGGCUUUAGCUUCUACAGCUCAAGUUUAUAUCGACAUUAUACCAGGCUACACUAUAAGGAAUCGGACAGAAGCUGAGUUGACUCAGAAGCUUAAGAAGGAAACAAGAAAGUUGUAUACCUAUGAACAAGCAAUGUUGCUGAAUUAUCAGAAAUACCUGCGGUUAUUAGAGAAGAAUGCACUGCGUCGGUUACUUAUUUGCUCAGUAUCAUUGGCAAUGCUUUUUAUUAUAAGCAGAUUAGGAUGA
Messenger RNA from Enterobius vermicularis (human pinworm), 918 nucleotides. NCBI's taxonomy places the organism in Eukaryota, Metazoa, Nematoda, Chromadorea, Rhabditida, Oxyuridae. The record is from the annotation of a GenBank genome assembly.